AGGAAAAUCUGAUCUAACUGCGAUAUGAAGAAAUCAUGUUAACAUUGUAACCCGUGUUUCUUAAAACAAUUUAUUAAAAAUCAUUCAUUUCCAAAUAUUAGUUCUUCAAAGACAGUUCACAAACAACAACCCAGUACGACCAUAAGAACUUCAACAUGAAAUUGUGGUGUGUAUUUCUGUGCCUUGUAGUUGGUGCAGCUGCAGCUCCGUUAGUGCCAACAACAGUUCCUGAAACCGAAGCACCAACAACAGUUCCUGAAACAGAAGCGCCAACUACCGUCCCUGAAACAGAAGUGCCAACAACAGUUCCUGAAACCGAAGCACCAACAACAGUUCCUGAAACAGAAGCGCCAACUAACGUCCCUGAAACAGAAGUGCCAACAACAGUUCCUGAAACCGAAGCACCAACAACAGUUCCUGAAACAGAAGCGCCAACUACCGUCGCUGAAACAGAAGCACCAACUACUGUCCCUGAAACAGAAGCGCCAACUACUGUUCCUGAAACAGAAGCGCCAACUACUGUUCCUGAGACAGAACCUGCAACUACUGUUCCUGAAACAGAAGCGCCAACUACAGUUCCUGAAACAGAAGUGCCAACAACAGUUCCUGAAACCGAAGCACCAACAACAGUUCCUGAAACAGAAGCGCCAACUACUGUUCCUGAAACAGAAGCGCCAACUACUGUUCCUGAAACAGAAGCGCCAACUACUGUUCCUGAGACUGAAUCUGCAACUACUGUUCCUGAAACAGAAGCGCCAACUACAGUUCCUGAAACAGAAGUGCCAACAACAGUUCCUGAAACCGAAGCACCAACAACAGUUCCUGAAACAGAAGCGCCAACUACUGUUCCUGAAACAGAAGCGCCAACUACUGUUCCUGAGACAGAACCUGCAACUACCAUCCCUGAAACAGAAGCACCAACUACCGUCCCUGAAACAGAAGUGCCAACUACCGUCCCUGAAACCGAAGCACCAACAACAGUUCUUGAAACAGAAGCGCCAACUACCGUCCCUGAAACAGAACCAGCAACUACUGUUCCUGAAACAGAAGCACCAACUACCGUCCCUGAAACAGAAGUGCCAACUACAGUUCCUGAAACAGAAGCGCCAACUACUGUUCCUGAAACAGAACCAGCAACUACUAUUCCUGAAACAGAAGCACCAACUACUUUUCCUGAAACAGGAGCGCCAACAACAGUUCCUGAAACAGAAGCGCCAACUACAGUUCCUGAAACAAAAGCGGCAACAACAAUUCCUGAAACAGAAGCGCCAACAACUCUUCCUGAAACAGAAGCACCAACUACCGUCGCUGAAACAGAAGUGCCAACUACAGUUCCUGAAACAAAAGCGGCAACAUCAAUUCUUGAAACAGAAGCGCCAACAACUCUUCCUGAAACAGAAGCAUCAACUACCGUACCUGGAACAGAAGCACCAACUACCGUCGCUGAAACAGAAGUGCCAACUACAGUUCCUGAAACAGAAGCGCCAACUACAGUUCCUGAAACAAAAGCGGCAACAACAAUUCCUGAAACAGAAGCGCCAACAACUCUUCCUGAAACAGAAGCACCAACUACCGUACCUGGAACAGAAGCACCAACUACCCUACCAGAAACAGACCCGCCAACCACCAUCCCUGAAACAGAAGCACCAACCAAUGUUCCUCAGACAGAAGCUCCAACUACUGUCCCUGGAACAGAAGCACCAACCACUGUUCCUGAAACGGAGGCGCCAGCAACUGUUCCUGAAACAGAACCAGCAACCACCGCUCCUGAAACAGAAGUACCAACAACCGUCCCUGAAACAGAAGUGCCAACUACCGUCCCUGAAACCGAAGCACCAACAACAGUUCCAGAAACAGAAGUGCCAACCACCGUCCCUGAAACAGAACCAGCAACUACUGUUCCUGAAACAGAAGCACCAACUACCGUCCGUGAUACAGAAGUGCCAACUACAGUUCCUGAAACAGAAGCGCCAACUACUGUUCCUGAAACAGAACCAGCAACUACUGUUCCUGAAACAGAGGCACCAACUACUUUUCCUGAAACAGAAGCGCCAACAACAGUUCCUGAAACAGAAGUGCCAACUACUGUUCCUAAGACAGAAGCACCAACUACCGUUCCUGCAACAGAAGCUUCAACUACCGUCCCUGAAACAGAAGCGCCAACAACAGUUCCUGAAACAGAAGCGCCAACUACAGUUCCUGAAACAGAAGCGCCAACUACUGUUUCUGAAACAGAUGCGCCAUCAACAGCAAGGCCAACUAAACCUGGGCCAAAAGGUGUAAAGGCGUUAGGUUGCUUUAAAGAUGUUAGAAGCGAUAGAGCUCUUCCUCACGAAUUUGCCAACGUAAGAGAUGAAAUUGUGUGGACAGAUAUUAAUGCGACUAUCGAGAAAUGUGCUAAGAUGGCGAAAAAAUUAGGUUACAAGGUAUAUGGCAUUCAGUAUUACGGUGAAUGCUGGAGUAGCAAGGAUGCUGAAAAAACAUACAACAAACACGGACCAGCAACCACGUGCUGGAGUGGUGUGGGCAUGGCACUGACCAACUAUGUGUAUGGUAUUUUAUAUGACAUUUUCCGUUUCCGAGUUAAUUCGUUAACUUGCUUUUUUUCUGUCGACCAGUAUGAAUGUAACAAUCGUGGGUACGUCUUACACCCAAAUAGUUCUAUAAUUAUGUUUGUUCAAUCUGAUUAUAAUUACAAAUUAAAAUCAACAUGCGAGAACUUUCACUGCGCAGCUAGUUUAAAUGGUUUUAAUUCGAUUAUUUAUUAUGGCUUUUACGAAAUGAAAAAUAAAGGUCCACAUCAAGUUGACACUAUGAAUGAGAUAUUUGAUUAUUUGCAUUUGUUUAACUCAACACAAGUUCUAAACCUGCUUUGGAAGGACAGGGGGAAAAAUGCUUUAUAUGAAUAUAAGGCACCUGACAGCAACAGCUCUCUAAACAAUAUAACGAGAGGUUGUGUUGGCACUUUUAUUCAAAACGAGGUUGCAUACGUCUUAAAGGCCAUUGCCAAAGAUGAUUACGAUCAUUUGCCGUCCAUGACCGCUGUGGCUGUCGAAACAAAACCGAUAGAAAAAGGUUGUUGUUCGUGUUAUGGGUUGCGCUUUAAGAUGCUUGAGACACAAUUUGCAAGCCGUUCAAUAGUUUGGUAUAAAUCGAAGUCUUCUUUAAAAGAAAAAACCUUUGUGCCAUCAACGGAACCUCCAACCGCGCCACCAACCGAACCUCCAACUGAGCCACCAACCGAACCUCCAACCGAGCCACCAACUGAGCCUCCAACCGAGCCACCAACCGAGCCCCCAACUGAGCCACCAACUGAACCACCAACUGAACCACCAACCGAGCCACCAACCGAGCCACCAACCGAACCACCAACCGAGCCACCAACCGAGCCACCAACCGAGCCACCAACUGAGCCACCAACAGAACCUCCAACUGAGCCACCAACCGAGCCACCAACUGAACCUCCAACGGAACCACCAACUGAACCUCCAACUGAACCUCCAACGGAACCUCCAACCGAGCCACCAACCGAGCCACCAACCGAGCCACCAACUGAGCCUCCAACCGAGCCACCAACCGAGCCACCAACCGAGCCACCAACUGAGCCACCAACUGAACCACCAACCGAGCCACCAACCGAGCCACCAACCGAACCACCAACCGAGCCACCAACCGAGCCACCAACCGAGCCACCAACCGAGCCACCAACUGAGCCACCAACAGAACCUCCAACAGAACCACCAACUGAACCUCCAACUGAACCUCCAACGGAACUUCCAACCGAGCCACCAACCGAACCUCCAACUGAACCUCCAACUGAACCUCCAACUGAACCUCCAACUGAGCCACCAACUGAACCUCCAACUGAGCCACCAACCGAACCACCAACCGAACCACCAACCGAGCCACCAACCGAGCCACCAACCGAGCCACCAACCGAACCACCAACCGAACCACCAACCGAGCCACCAACUGAACCUCCAACUGAAUCUCCAACUGAACCUCCAACUGAACCUCCAACGGAACCUCCAACUGAACCUCCAACUGAACCUCCAACUGAACCUCCAACUGAACCUCCAACUGAGCCACCAACUGAGCCACCAACUGAGCCACCAACCGAACUUCCAACCGAGCCACCAACCGAACCGCCAACCGAGCCACCAACUGAGCCACCAACUAAAGCACCAACCACUAAGAGUUCCGAACUGGUUGCCACACCUCUAGGUUGCUAUAAGGAUCAACUCUCUGAUCGUGCUCUUCCACAGCAGUAUGCUGACUUUCGACCUGAAAUUGUUUGGACAAAUAUGAAAGCUACAAUUAAGAAGUGCACUGAUUUGGCUGUGGAACGAGGAUAUAAAGUGUUCUCUGUUCAGUUUUAUGGGGAAUGCUGGACAGGAGCUGAUGCGGAUAUAACCUACGACAAACAUGGUCCUGCAGAAACCUGUUGGAAUGGAGUGGGAAAAGAUCUAACAAAUUUUGUAUACAAACUAGAGUAAAAAAAAGAGGAGCUGAUGUUGGAGCUGGAUGAUAUAUUUUUAUUUUUAUUUUUUUUUUCGUUUCUUGGAAAGUUUGUGCCUUUUUUUUCUCAGUUUGACUUAUAAUUUAUUACAUAAUUUUGAAAUAAAAAUUAUCAUUAAAAAAUGAAAGAUUUGCGGUGAUCGAAAAUAUGGAACAAGUUUAUAAUCAUUUGCAUAUCAAAGAGAAUAGUUCGAAAAAUCUAAGCGCUACUUAUAUGAUCGAUGAAUUUUGCUAUUUUGAAAAACUUUAGGUUUUAAAAAUACAACAAGUGAGCACGUCUCCAAGCCUUCUGUGAUUCCACUGUUCUUAUUAAAAUGGCGUAUAUUAGACUAGCAUAUAUACUUGCUAAAAUAGAUUUCUAUAUUUACUGGAAUUUAUUCACAAGGCAAAUAUGAAUCGUUUUUGUCUGAUGUAUUGAUAGAUAUGAUGUCUUUAUCCAUUUUUGUUCGAAGCAAAGAUAAUUGUCCUGUAAUAUACAUACAUGUAAACACGAAAA
Messenger RNA from Hydractinia symbiolongicarpus, 5014 nucleotides. RefSeq lists its product as uncharacterized. The transcript has 20 exons. Bases 156 to 4496 code for a protein of 1446 amino acids. Lineage: Eukaryota; Metazoa; Cnidaria; Hydrozoa; Anthoathecata; Hydractiniidae. The record is from RefSeq and is a predicted model, not a curated record.